Poeciliopsis prolifica (blackstripe livebearer) is the source of this 614-nucleotide messenger RNA. RefSeq names its product LSM8 homolog, U6 small nuclear RNA associated (gene lsm8). The record is from RefSeq and is a predicted model, not a curated record. Gene Ontology annotation, molecular function: RNA binding. The transcript is spliced from 4 exons. Bases 183 to 473 code for a protein of 96 amino acids. Gene Ontology annotation, cellular component: U4/U6 x U5 tri-snRNP complex; U6 snRNP; precatalytic spliceosome. Lineage: Eukaryota; Metazoa; Chordata; Actinopteri; Cyprinodontiformes; Poeciliidae. Gene Ontology annotation, biological process: mRNA splicing, via spliceosome.
CGCUCUCCUCUUCUGCCUGACCUGCUCGGUGAAUCGGUGGGAGACUAGUCUGGUCUUUUCUCCGGUUUGUUGCCGUUACCUCCCGCGGCUGCUUUUAAACGUGGUUAAGUAAAGAAACGGGGAGGAAUUGCUUUCUACUAAAAUAUCUGCAGGACAAAUAAACACCGAGCUCCGGACUGAGGAUGUCCACCGCCUUGGAAAGUUACAUCAACCGCACUGUGGCCAUUGUCACGUCAGACGGCAGGAUGAUUGUGGGAACGCUGAAGGGCUUCGAUCAGACCAUUAAUCUGAUCCUGGACGAGAGUCAUGAGCGAGUUUUCAGCUCCACUCAGGGGGUGGAGCAGGUGGUGCUGGGACUCUACAUUGUCAGAGGAGACAACGUAGCCGUCAUCGGAGAGAUCGAUGAGGAGACGGACUCCACCCUGGAUCUGGGAAACAUCAGAGCCGAGCCGCUCAACUCCGUGGUCCACUGACCUUUAAGCGUCUCCGUACCAAUCUCUGCUGUGAUCACUGUUGUCACAGCAGGACUCAGUUUGCUAAUGAAUAAUGACUUUAUCCUCUUGUGUACCUCUGUUUGUGUGUAAGAUUUUAUAAAUAAAGAUAAUUGAACUGUU